Microbotryum saponariae is the source of this 1328-nucleotide messenger RNA. The record is from the annotation of a GenBank genome assembly. Lineage: Eukaryota; Fungi; Basidiomycota; Microbotryomycetes; Microbotryales; Microbotryaceae.
AUGCCGAAGGAUACAACUGAUGACGUGGCACUGUCUAGAAGGGUGAGUAUCAAUGCCGCCUGUCUGAGCUCCCUGUCGAAAUGAACUGACACGCGUCGACGCGCGUCCCCGACGUGGGAUCGUUGCAGAGCCUCAAAGCUGGGGUGUGGUACACUGUUGCCAAGGUGAGUAUUCAUAGAGAUUAUAUUCAUUCACAUUCAAUAGCCUCAUCACGGUCCUCCCACCUCUCUCUGAACCAGCUCGCAGAAGAAGCAGGUCCGUGAACCUUCACUCAGCUCAGCCCUCGCCAAUCCUAUUCAACGAACCCUGAUCCUCUCGGUUCUCGUAUGGUUGCUUUCCAGAAAUGGACGGUAUCAAAUGUGCCGUCUCCGAACAUUUCGUCGCCGCCUUGACCGAAUUCGUCUUCCAAAAAACUCGUCAGUGGCCAAACCUACUCAUGUUUUCAGCGGAGAGACAAGUUUUGACCGCUUUUGGAAGGUGGUUUCGAAUACGGCCUCUCUAGUAUCGUUGGCCAAGGAUUUGGAAAGGUUCGCAAAGUGAGUCUCAAUCUUGAAUCGGAGACUCCGACGGACCGUGAAUUGAAGUGACUGACUUUGUCCGGUUGUCGUGAAGUCAUGCGGGGCGAACGGCGAUCAUGAUCGAUGAUGUCAAAGUAAGCUGGACCGUCCUGAUUUAUCAAACCACCCCAUCCCACACUACGGAAGGACUGACCCCCUGUCUUCAAUCCCACCUCGCAGCUCGCAGUCCGACACAACGAAGCGCUCGUAAGCUCAAUUCGUCCCCUACGGCAAAAGAAUAUCUUGCCCAUCAGACUUGACCCUUCAUCCUCCUUGUUCGAGUAGUACGAAGCCAUAUGCACCGAAGCACUCCAACGGGGACUGGGUUUGAAGGAUCUCAAAACGAUCGCUCGACCUGUAGCUGCUAGAGGGUCAGUUACCAAACGCACCGCUUCGACCAAACUGGCUUCGACGAGUAAGGCGAAAUCGAACGCUGUGGCUCAGACGAAAGGGAGGGUCCCGGCGAAAGCGAAGGUGACGGCGAGUAAGGUUGGGGGCACGAGGAAGGGGAAAGAGAAGGAGAGGUUGAGGGACUCGGAUGAUGAUGAGGGAGAGAGUUUAGGGGAGGAGGAUAGUGAUGAUCCGAGAUUGGAGUCGAGGAGGGGGAGCAGUGAGGAUGAGGAGGGAGACGAGGAUGACGACGAUAGUUUGUUGGAUAGCGAUGAUAGUGAGCCGGUUAAGAAGAAGAAGAAGGUGGUCAAGAAGGGCAGUGAUGGCGGGAGUACGAAAGGCAAGGGCAAAGCGAAGGCGGUAAUGGUCAAGAAGAGGUAG